AUCGUUGCCGUCGACAACACGCAGGUCGUUGGAAAAAGCAUCGCAAGGCUGCUUGACUGGUUACAGAACGUCCACCUGAUCGGGUACAGCCUGGGUGCCCAUGUUGCUGGCUUUGCUGGGAACCACGUCCAUGGGACGAUAGGCAGAAUUACAGGUUUGGACCCGGCUGGCCCGAUGUUUGAAGGAGUGGACCCCAGCAAGCGCCUCUCCCCCGACGAUGCUAACUUUGUGGAUGUCCUUCACACCUACACGAGGGAAACGCUAGGUGUUAGCAUUGGGAUCCAGAUGCCUGUAGGCCACCUCGACAUCUACCCCAAUGGAGGAGACUUCCAGCCUGGCUGUGGCUUAAGUGAUGUCUUGGGAGCGAUUGCCUAUGGGACAAUCGGUGAAGUUGUUAAAUGUGAACACGAGCGGUCCGUGCACCUCUUUGUGGACUCCCUCGUCAACCAAGACAAGCAAAGCUUCGCGUUUCAGUGCACCGAUUCCAGCCGCUUCAAGAAGGGGAUCUGCCUGAGCUGCCGGAAGAACCGCUGCAACGGCAUCGGCUACAAUGCCAGGAGGACCCGCAACAAGAGAAACAGCAAGAUGUACUUAAAAACAAGAGCUGACAUGCCGUUCAAAGUCUACCAUUAUCAGAUGAAAAUGCACGUCUUCAGCUACAAGAGCCUGGGAGAGGCUGAUCCCACUUUCUCUGUCACCCUUCACGGCACCAACGGAGACUCCGAGCCUCUCUCUUUAGAAAUGCUUGAUCAAAUCGGCCUGAAUGCUACCAACACCUUCCUGGUCUACACUGAAAAGGACAUGGGCGAGCUUUUAAAAAUAAAGCUCACCUGGGAGGGAACGACUCAGUCGUGGUACGAUCUGUGGAAAGAGCUGAAGAGCUACUGGUAUCGGCCUGCGAAGUCUUUCCAGGAGCUGCACAUCAGGCGCAUACGUGUGAAAUCUGGGGAGACGCAGCAGAGGUUUGCUUUCUGUGUGGAGGAUUCCCAGCUAACCAGUAUAUCUCCUGGGAAAGAGCUCUGGUUUGUGAAGUGUGCAGAUGACUGGCAGAAAAGGUCUGUCUCAAAUCUGCUCUGA
Mesitornis unicolor (brown roatelo) is the source of this 1077-nucleotide messenger RNA. It is a transcript of the gene LIPG, whose product is annotated as lipase, endothelial. The record is from RefSeq and is a predicted model, not a curated record. NCBI's taxonomy places the organism in Eukaryota, Metazoa, Chordata, Aves, Mesitornithiformes, Mesitornithidae. The annotation marks the transcript as partial. Gene Ontology annotation, molecular function: protein binding; lipase activity. Gene Ontology annotation, biological process: lipid metabolic process. The transcript is spliced from 8 exons.